Messenger RNA from Pomacea canaliculata, 798 nucleotides. RefSeq lists its product as uncharacterized. The coding region runs from base 1 to 798 and encodes 265 amino acids. NCBI's taxonomy places the organism in Eukaryota, Metazoa, Mollusca, Gastropoda, Architaenioglossa, Ampullariidae. The transcript has a single exon. The record is from RefSeq and is a predicted model, not a curated record.
AUGGGCAAGAAUACUGAAGAAUCAUUUACCCACAAAUCAUCUAAGCAUGUUUACAGGAGCCUGUCCUCAAGUGAAGAUUGGAGACAAUCACGAAGCCCAUCUGCAGAAAGUAAAUCGAGUGGCAAAAAGAUCCAAUAUACUCCCAAUAGUGAGAGGAGUUCAUCUCGUAACCAUACACAGAGAGAGGGAAAACUAUCACAGCAAGAGGAAGUUAUGUGGGUAGAGAAGACCACAAGAAAUGAUGCAGUAUGGGUGGAGAAGACUCAAGUAACAAAACAAAGUCAGAUACCAAAGGCAAGCAGAGGUUACAUACAUUGGGUGUUGCUGCUUCAAGCAUUCAUGAUUCAGAUCCAAAGGACAGUAAAACACAGCAAAAAAGCCAAAAGACGGGGAAAAAGAAAGCGAUCAAGAUCAGAUUCCUCCUCAGAUUCAAGUUCAGACACAAAGAAAAAAGCUCGUUCAUCAAACAAAAAGUUUAAAAGGGCAAAACAUUUCAAUGCUAAGAAGAAACACAGGUCCAGUUCUCCUGUAACCAAAAAAGUAAUGAUGACUCCUUCUAGAAAAUCUUUUGAAGGAACUUAUAAGCAGGACUGGAAUGUGGACCCCUCCAAGUUGAAGAUAAAGCAUGAACCACAAGUGGUGGGAGAACAAUCUUCUUUUAAAGAUGAAGAUAGCAAAAAAAUAAAAUGGACGAAAGAGGAGGACAUCCAGCUCAAUCAGCUUGAGACUUUUCUAAAGGCUCUCAAGACCAAAAAAACUGAGCAGCUUCUUGCAGAAGGCAAACUGAAGAAAGUUUGA